This is a messenger RNA of Naumovozyma castellii, 1590 nucleotides long. RefSeq lists its product as uncharacterized. NCBI's taxonomy places the organism in Eukaryota, Fungi, Ascomycota, Saccharomycetes, Saccharomycetales, Saccharomycetaceae. The coding region runs from base 1 to 1590 and encodes 529 amino acids. The transcript has a single exon. The record is from RefSeq and is a predicted model, not a curated record.
AUGUUAUUUUGCAAAUAUACACUCUAUGUUGUGGGUGCGCUCUAUUCGUUGGCACAAGUUGCCCACGGUAUUGAAGUUACAAGAAACGUGGUGUUUAGUGAUUCACUAAUUGACACGGACGUAAUAGUCGACACCGGGUUUGGUGUCUCGUUUCUAAGUCAAGGGAGUGUACCAAUUUCAAUGGAUGGUGAUAUAACUAACAACGGUGUCUUUUGCCUUGGUUUAACCAAAUUUGGUACCAUUUCCUCUGAUAGCAUUACAAACAACGGUCAGAUGUUUCUACAAACUGAGAAUUUUGCGGGCUCAAAAGAUUUCCAGGCCACAAACUUAUUGAAUAAUGGGUUUCUAUCUUUUACACGUAAUAGUUUUGGUAGUAUCUCGAUUACUGGAAGCUUUAUCAACAAAGGUGUGGUUUAUAUUAAUUAUCCUAGUGACUCUGUUGUGCUUGAAGGACCUACAGGUGGGAUUGUUAAUGAUGGUGUCAUAGAAGUUUACGGUGGACUUACGCCAUAUAACAUAUCAUUUUCGAACAUUGUUGGAACAGGUUGUACAUAUCUUGACGAUAGCUAUCGAUACUUGCAACUGUUCGAUCUUUCUAAACCGUUUAACCAAACAAUAUACGCAAAAACAUCAUUUGCACAGCUAUCAUUUACGGGACCACAACUUGCAGAAUCUAUUCCGGUGAUUAGACUUCCCCCGGACAGUUUUGCAUACCUGCUAGUUGGUCCACAACUUUCCGAAUAUCCAACAUAUACUUAUAAUAAUGUCACUGGUAUGCUAAAUCUAACUGUUCCAACAGGGUCUUUUAUUUUUGAUGUAGGUCCUAAUUUGGCCCAGUAUUACGAAGCCAUAUGCAAUACUGAUAAAGUUGCAACGCCCUGUAUGCAGAUAAAAUCUAAUUCUAAUGCAGAAAUGCCAUCCAAUUGCCAAGCAAGUAUUGACGUAGACAAGGUAACUACUAACCUUUGCCCUAUUCAAAAAGCUCUCCCUGCACCCUUAACCACCAAAGCUUCAUACCAGAGCAAUACUAUAACCAAGAUAGUCUCCUAUGAGACAACCUUGGAUACUGAUGGACUGCCAAGCACUCUCAUUACAACGGAAUAUUUUAUCCCAUCGUUUAGUCUACCAUCUCCAUACACUACUACUAUAACCAAUGGUUUGCUGACACAAACAGAAGUAGUCAGCUAUUUUACCACAACGGGGUAUCUUCCAAACUUACCUGAAUUGACAACCCUUCCAUACCUAGGGACCACAACUUCGACAAUCAGUGUUCCAUUUUUGAUACCACAUCCGUAUACCAGCACGUUUACUGAUCUUAACAUGACAGUGUCGGAAAUUAUUUCGUAUUAUUCCACAACGGGUAGUGACGGUAAACCUGCCACAGGGACCACAACUAGUACCCUUACUGCAACAAGCUAUAUAACUACAACAACAACAGAUUAUCCAAUGGGCACGACACAUAUUACCAAGGAUUACACAUCAGAAGGUACGUGGUCCAGUUCAGUGACGUAUUCUACUGCAGUGGAGACGUACAUAAUUAAAAUCUUGUCCACGGGGACAGGAAUUGAAACUCUUUCUACAAUUUAUUAA